UUUGGCCCAUUUGCAUCCUAAACUACUUGGGGGGUAUAUAAUAAUUCAGUACACUCCCAAUUCCCAACCCUAAAGUUCGGAAACCUCGCAGCCUCCUUCACUCACACGGAUUACUGAAGCUCGAAUUGAUCUCCAAAUUUCGUUCCAGAUUGAGAAAAGUAGAAUUUCUUGAAUUCGUUGAAAGGAAAAAGAAAUGGGUUCGCGUUUUUGGACUCAGGGUGGAAGCGACACCGAGGAGGAGGAGGAAGAGGAAGAGAGUGAUUACGAUGAUGAUGUUGUUGUAUAUCAAGCUCUUGUUAAGCCUAAAGCUCCAAAUUCUGGAAGCAGGUAUCUACAGACAAAUGGUAGCGGUAGCGAUGAUUCUGAUGAUGAAAAGCGAGUGGUUGUUUCUGCUAAGGAUAAGCGAUUCCAGGAGAUGUCGUUGACGGUUGAUCAGAUGAAGAAUGCUAUCAAGAUUAAUGACUGGGUGAGCUUACAAGAAAACUAUGAUAAGAUUAAUAAACAACUUGAGAAAGUUAUGCGUGUUGCGGAAUCUGGUAAGGUUCCCAACAUUUAUAUAAAGGCCCUUGUACUGUUGGAGGAUUUUCUGAAUGAGACCUUGUCAAAUAAGGAGGCUAAGAAAAAGAUGAGUAGUAGCAAUGCGAAAGCAUUAAAUAAAAUGAAGCAGAAUCUAAAGAAGAACAACAAGCAAUAUGAAGAUAUGAUUAUCAAAUACAGGGAGAAUCCUGAGUCUGGAAUUGAAGGGGAAGAAGAGGAGGAAGCUGAAGAUGAAUCAGAAAGUGAAGAAGAGACUGAUGAACCUGGGUCCGAAAGUGAAGAAGACACUGACAAGGAGGAUGAGACCACGGAUGAACGUGGUCAUGUGGAUAAGCAUAUGGAUAGGCAAUUCAUGAAAAACCCUAGUGAGAUCACAUGGGAUACAGUGAACAAGAAAGUCAAAGAAAUUGUUGCUGGGCGUGGUAAGAAGGGAACUGGCAGAAUUGAGCUAGUCGAGCGUCUCACCUUCUUGACUAGGGUUGCAAAGACACCUGCUCAGAAACUUGAGAUCCUUUUCAGUGUUGUAUCUGCCCAAUUUGAUAUCAACCCUAGUCUCAGUGGACACAUGCCAAUUAAUGUGUGGAAGAAAUGUGUACAGAAUAUGUUUGUUAUACUUGAUAUUCUCACUCAGUAUCCAAACAUUCUGGUGGAUGAUUCUGUGGAGCCUGACGAAAAUGAAACUCAAAAAGGCCCAGACCAUAACGGUACCAUUCGAAUAUGGGGAAACUUGGUAGCCUUCCUUGAAAGGAUAGAUGUUGAGUUUUUUAAGAGCUUGCAGUGUAUAGAUCCUUAUACACGUGAAUUUGUUGAAAGGCUGAGGGAUGAGCCGUUGUUUUUGAUCCUGGCACAAAAUGUCCAAGAGUAUUUAGAGAAAUGUGGAAAUUUGAAGGCAGCUUCAAAGAUAGCCCUGAAACGUGUUGAAUUUGUGUACUACAAACCUCAAGAAGUUUACGAGGCGAUGAGGAAAUUGGCUGAACAACCAGAAGAAGAAAAUGAUGAGGCUGCAGGUGAAGAAUUUAAGGCAGUCGGUGAAGCUAGGGCCCCCCCUUUGUUUGUAGUAACUCCCGAGCUUGUUCCUCGGAAAUCAACUUUUCCCGAGCGCAGCAGGGAUCUGAUGGAUACCCUAGUUUCUCUCAUUUACCAAUUUGGAGAUGAGAGAACAAAGGCUCGUGCAAUGCUAUGUGAUAUAUAUCACCAUGCUCUUAUGGAUGAUUUUACAGUUGCUCGUGACUUGCUGCUGAUGAGUCAUUUACAAGACACAAUUCAACAUAUGGAUAUUUCAACCCAGAUAUUGUUCAAUAGAGCUAUGGCUCAGCUUGGUCUCUGUGCUUUUAGGAUUGGUUUGAUCUCAGAAGGACACAGUUGCCUUUCUGAAUUAUAUUCAGCUGGAAGAGUGAGAGAGCUACUUGCACAAGGUUUCUCUCAAAGCCGGUACCAUGAGAAGACUCCUGAACAGGAGAUGAGAGAAAGAAGGCAACAGAUGCCAUAUCACAUGCACAUCAAUUUGGAACUUUUAGAAGCAGUUCAUCUGACUUGUGCUAUGCUGCUGGAGGUCCCCUAUAUGGCUGCCAACACCUUCGAAUCACAGCGCAGGAUCUUAAGCAAGACUUUCAGGAGAUUGCUUGAAGCUAGUGAGCGUCAAACGUUGCGUGGCCCACCUGAAAAUGUCCGGGAUCAUGCAAUGGCUGCUACUAGAGGUCUCACUCAAGGAGACUUUCAAAAAGCGUACGAUGUCAUCACAUCUCUAGAUGUGUGGAAGCUCCUGAGAAACAAAGACGAUGUUUUUGAAAUGCUGAAAUCCAAGAUCAAAGAAGCAGCCCUAAGAACAUACCUAUUCACUUAUGCUGCUUCGUACAGCUCUCUGAGCCUUGAUCAGCUGUCUAAGAUGUUUGAGCUCUCAGAAGCUCAGAUACACAGUAUCGUGAGCAAGAUGAUGGUUAAUGAAGAACUCCGUGCUUCGUGGGACCAGCCUACUCGGUGCAUCAUCUUCCAUGAGUUUGAGCAUACUAGAUUGCAAGCUCUUGCAUUCCAGUUGACUGAAAAGCUAUCUAUUCUAGCUGAAAAUAACGAGCGAGCUAUGGAGGCCAAGUUAGGUGGUGGUUCAUUGGAUGGUUUGCCUCUUAGGAGGAGAGACGGACCAGAUUAUGCUGCGGUCGCCUCUGGUGGCGGCGGUGGUGGUAGGUGGCAAGACAACUCAUAUUCUCAAGGAAGAUCGGGUGGGCGAUCUGGAUAUGGAGGAAAGACAAUGACUCCGGGGCAAUUUUCUGCUGGAGGGUAUUCACGGGACCAUGGUGGUCGCUCGAGAGGGGUGGGCUCUUAUGGUCGUUCUUCUAUGCGUGGUCAACAAACAGACUCUUCGGCCCGUAUGGUCAGUCUUAAUCGCGGGGUCCGUUAAUCUAAGAUACUUUAAUGAUUCGGAAAUUUUGUCAGUUUCAAAACUAAGUUGUUUCUGUCAUGUACUACUGUAUUUUCUGAAUGGAAGUUUUGGUUUUAAAUUAGACUUCAAAUUGGACUAACUAUGUUGCAUUGUUUGUACGCUGUGUUAAAGUAGCUAUUCUUGCUCUAAUCUAUGUUCUUGAAUUUGUGUUUAUGUCUAA
Messenger RNA from Beta vulgaris subsp. vulgaris (sugar beet), 3134 nucleotides. RefSeq names its product eukaryotic translation initiation factor 3 subunit C. NCBI's taxonomy places the organism in Eukaryota, Viridiplantae, Streptophyta, Magnoliopsida, Caryophyllales, Amaranthaceae. Gene Ontology annotation, biological process: translational initiation. Gene Ontology annotation, molecular function: translation initiation factor binding; translation initiation factor activity; RNA binding. The transcript is spliced from 4 exons. Gene Ontology annotation, cellular component: eukaryotic translation initiation factor 3 complex. Bases 194 to 2932 code for a protein of 912 amino acids. The record is from RefSeq and is a predicted model, not a curated record.